This is a messenger RNA of Sorghum bicolor (sorghum), 2716 nucleotides long. Its product is annotated as ATP-dependent DNA helicase Q-like 3. Gene Ontology annotation, molecular function: four-way junction helicase activity; ATP binding; 3'-5' DNA helicase activity. Lineage: Eukaryota; Viridiplantae; Streptophyta; Magnoliopsida; Poales; Poaceae. Gene Ontology annotation, biological process: double-strand break repair via homologous recombination. Bases 248 to 2587 code for a protein of 779 amino acids. The transcript is spliced from 20 exons. Gene Ontology annotation, cellular component: cytoplasm; chromosome. The record is from RefSeq and is a predicted model, not a curated record.
CCGCAGCCCGGCAGCCGGUCCGCCUCCCGCCCACGGCAGCACCUCGUACUCGUAGGCGCCGUCCUCCGCGGCUCCUCGCCCCCCUCCCCCUCCCGCCUCGUACUGGUCUGCAGAGGACUGGAGAUCAAUCCGUCCGGACUUUGCAUUGAUUUCUUCUGUUGGAAUUGGGACACAAAGUGCGGGUUGGGAAGUUUGUUUUCCAAGCUAUUGGGAUUCAACUGAAUCUCCACGCCGCCCUGCACUCAAAAUGAAAGGCGUACUUCAGAUUAAGGGGGCAUCAGGGCGUGAAAAGAAGGCUCCUAAGGAGCUCGAGAGUGUCUUGAACCAAUAUUUCGGAUAUUCGGGAUUUCGAGGAAAACAACUGGAAGCUAUAGAAGCUGUUCUAUCAGGAAGAGAUUGCUUUUGUUUGAUGCCAACUGGCGGUGGAAAGUCCAUGUGCUAUCAGGUUCCAGCUCUGGUGAAGACAGGCAUUGUUCUUGUCAUUUCACCCUUGAUAGCGCUGAUGGAGAACCAGGUUGCCAGCUUGAAAAAUAAAGGGAUUCCAGCUGAAUUUCUCUCAUCAACACAGGCAUCUCACACUAAACAAAGGAUACAUGAAGACCUUGAUACUGGUAAUCCUUCUUUAAAGUUGCUAUAUGUCACUCCUGAGCUUGUUGCAACAUCAGGCUUUAUGGCAAAGCUAAAGAAGCUCUACAACAGAGGUCUUCUUGGUCUUGUUGCUAUUGAUGAGGCUCACUGUAUUUCGACUUGGGGCCAUGAUUUCAGACCUAGCUAUCGCAAGCUUUCAUCAUUGAGGAAGCAGUUCCCAGAUAUCCCUUUGUUAGCUUUAACUGCAACUGCUGUCCCGAAGGUCCAGAAAGAUGUGAUAUCAUCACUGUGCCUGCAAAAUCCAGUGAUUCUUAGAGCUUCAUUUAAUCGACCCAAUAUAUUCUAUGAAGUUCGUUACAAGGAUCUUCUUGAUGAUGUUUACUCUGAUAUAUCAAAUUUACUGAAGUCAAGCGGAAAUGCUUGCUCAAUUAUAUAUUGUCUUGAACGGGCAGCUUGUGAUGAUCUAAGCAUGCAUUUGUCACAGCAGGGUGUCUCUUCUGCUGCUUAUCAUGCUGGCCUAAAUAGCAAAGUGCGAAGUUCUGUUCUCGAUGACUGGCUUUCGUCGAGAACUCAAGUUGUUGUUGCAACUGUAGCCUUUGGAAUGGGUAUUGAUAGACAAGAUGUCCGUAUUGUAUGCCACUUCAACUUGCCUAAGUCAAUGGAAUCCUUCUAUCAGGAGUCAGGUCGAGCUGGUCGUGAUCAACGACCUUCAAGAAGUGUUUUGUAUUACGGAUUAGAUGACCGGAGGAGAAUGGAAUUCAUUUUGAGAAACCCCAAAAUUAACAAAGCACAACCGUCUUCCUCUUCAAAUGAGCUUUCUGAGAAGGCUCUAGCUGACUUCAGUCAGGUUCUUACUGUCAAACAUAUACAUUGGUCUACUAGGCCAUGCAGUUUAUUCAAGUCUAUUAUGUUGCCUCACUUGAUGCAGAUUGUUGACUACUGUGAAAGUUCUAGCUGCCGGCGAAAAAAGAUCAUUGAGAGCUUUGGAGAGAAAGUACAACCAACUUUAUGCCAACGCUCAUGUGAUGCUUGCAAGCACCCAAAUUUAGUGUCGUCACGUCUGGAGGAACUCCGUCGUGUGCCCAACUGUCGCUUUAAUAAGAUCUCCCCAGUGUUUCAAAGCUCAGUUAAACCAGCACACUUGGACACAGAAUUCUGGAAUCGUGAAGAUGAGGCAAGCAUAUCGGCUGAAGACAUCUCAGAUUCUGAUGAUGGGAAUGAGGUGGUGAGUAAUAUAGCCAUUUCAAAGGUUCCAGCAAAAGCUGGUCUGGAUGCAAAAUUUAAAGCUCUGGAGCGUGCUGAAAAUGCUUAUUACCAAGGAAAAGGUCAGACCAAGCAGCAGGGUGGUGGCCUUGCUGACAAGAAAAGCAUCUCUCAGACGCUAAGAGAUGCAUGCCGGAAAAGAUUGUUGGAUGCUCUUGGACAAGCAAAGCUGCGACUUGGGAAUAUUCCGUGCGACGACGAGGCUUCUGCUACACACCUUGAAACAGAGUGCUUCAAAAAAUAUGAGAAAGUGGGCAAGACGUUCUACAACUCACAGAUAGCCGCCACAGUUCGGUGGCUGUCAUCCGCAACAUCCAGUCAGAUGCACGACCGCCUCCAUGCUGUUAUCGACCAAACUAAAGAUGAUGGUGCAUCAGGCUCCCCCGACAUUGUUCCAGAGUCACCUCCAGCAUCUCCUAAAAUCGUCGGCACAAAGCCAGGAGAAACCAGUAACUAUGAAGCUGACGUCAAACCACAGCAUAUUUGUAAGUUGGGGAAAAGGGGACAUUCAGAUGUGUCUACAGAGGGUGCUGCGGCAUCGACUGGGAACAUGGAGCUCCCCUCAAUACCAACUGGGAACAUGGUGCUCCCCGCGAUACCAACGUUCAGAGAAUUCUUGAGCCAAAAAGGAAGGGAUCGGGCAAAGAGCUAUUCAAAUUCCCAGCCAUCUGGUAUUCGUAGGAAGUCUAGUGGUCAGGUUGAUAAGGAAGAAACCAGCAAGAGGAUGAAAUCAUGAAUGUCUGUCGGGCAACUUGUUUUUUUAUUUUUUAUUUUGUUGUCUUUUGAUCAAUGAUCAAACAUUGCAAAUUUACGUUGUAGUGAAGCAUUCCUGAAUCCCCAUGAUGAUUUUCCUCUAUAUCUAGUU